This is a messenger RNA of Wyeomyia smithii (pitcher-plant mosquito), 3127 nucleotides long. RefSeq lists its product as uncharacterized. The coding region runs from base 83 to 1207 and encodes 374 amino acids. The transcript has 6 exons. The record is from RefSeq and is a predicted model, not a curated record. Lineage: Eukaryota; Metazoa; Arthropoda; Insecta; Diptera; Culicidae. Gene Ontology annotation, molecular function: oxidoreductase activity.
UCAGCAGAGGGAGACAUACAGUCUGAUUUUUGUUGUUGUUUUACUUCUCUCAAACUCAGUAUUGUGCCAACACACAAGCUGAAUGGAUCAUAAUCAAUCCUCGUCAGGGCCAAGGUUGCGUACUAGAGGAAGCGAUGGUGAUGCUUCGGAACGAAAGUUGGACAGCGGUAAUUACAAAAACUGUAUAGACGCUGAGAUGAGUUAUGUCAAAAGUCUGCUGAAUGAUGCUGCAAAUGUUCCAGUCGAUGCGGAUCCCGAUAGUUAUGAGAUUCAGCUGCCGCCGUGGUAUGACGAGGCAAAAUUUAAACGUGGUCAGAAAUUUUUCAAAGAUAACAUUGCCGCGGGGUUCCUUUCUUCGUUGUGCGGUUUACUGGUUGUAUUUGCUAUACCGUCCAUUCUGGAAGUGUUGAUGUUUACCAGAAGGUCGUCGACCACGGUUACUGCCUAUAAACGUUACGUGCUGACAAUUCUGCACACCCUUAACCUGUACAAUGCUGAGCUGAAACCGGGAACGGACUGCUGGAAGACUCUGGCCUAUGUUAGACGAAUGCAUGCCGUCAGUAGUAAACAGGCGAAUGCGAGCAAUUCCAGGAUGAUGGUUUCCCAGAAGGAUAUGGCCAUCACUCAGUUCGGCUUCUUUGGGUACGUUGUUACAAACCACGCGAAGCUUGGCAUUCAAUAUGACGAAGAAGGUAUGGAAGGAAUCGUGCACUUUUGGCGAACUAUUGGUUACAUGCUUGGUAUUCAGGAUCGAUUUAACAUUUGUACGGACAGCGUCGAGACAACGAAGCGUCGGAUGGAGCUUCUAAAUGAGCACGUUAUUCGUCCAGCCCUGAUGGCGCCUAGUGACGAUUUCAUCCACAUGUCGAAGGCAAUGAUUGAGGGCUUGUGGUGCUUGAAUACUAUGCUGAACUACGAUGCGUUUCUGUUUUUCACCAGACGAUUGUCCAAUUGUGCUGGGCAUUACUACUGGAACGAUGAACCUCGUGACGGAUCCUCGGCGGCGUACCAGCGGCUUGGCUGGUAUAGUCGGUAUGCACUGAACAUGAUUAUGGUUGCUCACGAAAUUUUAUUUUCCUACGCCCUUGUUCGAUGGUACUUCAACCGUCAGACGGAAUUAAACAUUUAUUUCCUGAAUCGCUUUUUCCCGUGGCUGGCUAUUUUGAUGUAUGGUGUGAAAAACGCUUACGUUCGUUUAGUUUACUAGAAAUUUUUUUGUUUGACUAAAUUUAAGCGAAUUUUUGUUACGUAAUAAUCAAGGUGAGAAACAAAAAGUUGUGAUUUGAUUGAAAUGUGACAUAUCACCAGCAAUCGAUUGGUUUUUUUUUUCAUGAAUGAUUUUCAUAGACAAUAUUUUACACAACUUAUUCAUCGCUUUAUUCAAACCGUAGCACUUCGUUUGUCACUUUUGUGGAAUUUUCUAUGCUACGUCUCAAUCCCAUAAAAAGCUAGUUUGCAAAAAAUGCAUUUCGCGUUUGUAUCAUCUCUGUGCACUACCUCUACGCUUACUAUACUGAAUCAGUUUUAUUUUUGGUAAAAUGCCACUUUUUCCAUGUGCGUUUGCUAACAAUUCCUGUCCCUUUUUUCAGCCCGUUCAUCGAAUACUGGAAUGUUGUAAAUUUUCUAUUUCGCAUUUUUCUUUUCACGUUUACUAAAUAGAUGUACAACCAACAGUCAAUAAGAUAUUCUGAACAUUCAGCGCUGCUAAUAUCUAUGUUACAUAUAGUCUGCCUUGAGUUAUCUAAACAGGUUGUAAACGGGUAUACAAACAUUUAUAUCGUUUUAAAUUCGAUAAAAAAGGCUUGUUUUGCUAUCCAUUCUAUUCGGUAUAAUGAUUCUAAGAAAUAGUAAUUCGAAUUUCUGUUAGUAAAGAAACAUUCGAAUUUUGUCUUCACUGGUACGGUUGUGUGUGAUCAAACUAUAUAAAUUAUUAUUGAAACUUGCUUAUAAGUGUACCACGAAAUUCAUUGUUGGGAGUAACUGGUACAGGACAUGUGAAUAUAAUGUUUACUUUGGUUAAUAUAUAGACAUUUUUUGCGAAGCUUUGAGCUAAUCCGCUUGUAAUGAAAAACUUAUGAAGAAAGUAAAGAUAGUUUUGUUGUUGUUAUUAAUUAAGAUUAAAACACUGACGAGUAGUUGAAUAUGGUUUGUGUCACAAUAACUUAACAGCAGCAAUCUUGAAUGCAUCGAAAUCUGUGUUUCUAAAAGCUUCACAUUGUUCUCUCUCUCUCUCUCUCUCUCUCUCUCUCUCUCUCUCUCUCGAUCGGUCGGAUUCUUUCGAGGAAAUUAUCCAAAAAUUUCAAAUAUAUUCAGUUGAACCUUAAAUCGUGUUUUUUUCUGAUGAAUAAAAUCAUAAAUGUUCUACAGAAGUUGUCAUCAAUUUUUUUGCGAUCAUUUACAUUGCAAUCGCCAGAGAACCGUUUAGUGAAAAUAAAAAUGUAUCGGUGGUACAAGUUUCAUCUAACAGUUAAGUGUGAUUGAGAAAACGAAAAAGUCUAGUAUAUUAUUUGUACUGCAGUGGAUAUAAGAACAAAUGACAAAAAAAAAACUGUUUUGUUGGUGUUUCAGCAAUAGCAUUCAUGAAAGCUGCUUCAAAAAUCCCAAAUCUUAUUUGAUGAAGAUUACAUUCAAUUAGGGAAAGUUAAUUUAAACAGAAGUUGGAUUAUCGUUAACACAUUAAAAAUGUUGGAACGUUAUACUAUUUGACUUUUCGACAAGGACCAGAGAUAUAAAAUUAAAAAUUAUCGAAUUCGAAAUUUUACCUUCAGAGCAAUCUCUCCGCUUGUACUAUUCAAGAUUUAUUAUUGUCUAUAGACAUGUACCUGUGAAAGCACCAUAAUUGAUCUUAAAAUAGUUAAUCGAUAAAACGAAUGAUACCGAAUCAUUUGAAAGCAUACAACGAAACUAUAUGCGUUAAGCAACAAACUUUAUCAAAUAUUGACUGUAUGAUAAUAUUGUUUUAUGCACUGUUUCAGUAAUAUGUCAACCUUAUAAUAAAUAAAACGGACGAUAAAUUUGAACGCUUCGCUUAUUUUGCAGCUUCCUUUUGUACCGUGUAGUUCUGAGACACUGGAAUUUUAGGAUAACGUUUUGUGCCAAAUCACACCUCACGCUUGCGUAUGCACAC